Elgaria multicarinata webbii is the source of this 2885-nucleotide messenger RNA. RefSeq lists its product as uncharacterized. Gene Ontology annotation, molecular function: signaling receptor activity. Bases 160 to 954 code for a protein of 264 amino acids. Gene Ontology annotation, cellular component: membrane. NCBI's taxonomy places the organism in Eukaryota, Metazoa, Chordata, Lepidosauria, Squamata, Anguidae. The record is from RefSeq and is a predicted model, not a curated record. Gene Ontology annotation, biological process: adaptive immune response. The transcript is spliced from 4 exons.
GGGAAGCAUCAUCUUAGUUUUAAGAGAGGAUUUAAAGGGAUAGUGAGGUAGGCUGAGGUUAUUUGUUAAACUUUCAAGUAAAUAAUAAUUGGAACAUCAUCUUGUAUACUUUUGUUUUGUGUUAUUGAGUUAAUCUGUGUGCCAGCUUGGUUGCUGUUUAUGCACUUUACAGCCAGCACCCCCACUCCAUUUGAUUUACACUGGGUGCGAAGGAGCAAGUUUGUACUGCGACAGACCAUCUACUUUCAUGUAGAAAAAGAGUUUGAGAGAGACUUCUGCAAGAUGUCCUGGACGCUCACCAUGUAUUUUCUCUUCCUGCUUUGCACUGGAACCUCAGUCUCAAAAGAAAGUAUGGACAGAAAGGAGCUAAUGGUUAUCAUUGCUGAGGAAAUGGAGUCUGCAAAUAUUAUUUGCAAGUUUAACCAUGAGAUCAAGUCACUGUAUUUGAAACGAACUGUUGGAGUGGUCAUGCACGUGCUGUAUGCUGCAGAUCGUGGUAAAAGUAAGAAUGAAGCUUCUGAAUAUAAAUAUCGCACUGAAUACUUUCAGCUGAAUAAUUCCAUGGCAACAAUAAGGCUGCAUAAAUUGAAGAAGAGUGACAGUGAUGUAUAUGUGUGUCAAGGAACUCUUCGAAUAAACAACAAUGAGGAGAGAAAGAAUAGUGACAGCAUCAUAUUGGCAGUGAAAGAGAAGGAAGCUGCCAUAGCAGUGAACGGAUCCUCAGUUAUGAAGGUAACAAAGAGUUCCUCAUCUUCCUGGAUGCUGUAUGUCUUUAUCUUUGAGUCCCUGCUGUUGGUUUUGGCCCUGGGAUAUGUUAUCCUAUCUCGUAUAGAUAUCAAGAAAUACUGCAAAAAAGGAAAGGGAAAGGAAGAACAAAGUCCAGUCUAUGAAGACAUGACUUACAGCCUGAAGUGCAACGCAAUGGCUAAACCAAAUCUGUACAAUAAAGAAUGAAUAAUAACAUCUGAAAUCUGCCAAAAUUCAAAUGCAGUUUCAUAACUGUUUGAAUAUUUGCAAUUCAUUUUGAAAAUCUACAAAAAUGUAUACAUCCUGAGCAGUGGUUUCCAUUGAGCAUGCACUGAUUUUGGAACAUGAAGCCUGAAGUUCAAAAUGUGAGCUCUAAUCUUAAAUUUUUAAAUUGAUAUCAGGCUUUUAUAUUUUUUAUCUUAGAACGAAGAUGGUUUAAACCAUUCCUAUACACGAGGUUCAAUUGCUCAAUUGCCCAUUGCUCCUAGUCAUAUAAUACAUCUGGGCAGUUUUAAAUAGUGUUGCAGCCGUAUAUUUUAGGUAUGUGUUGUUAAUAUAUGAUGAUGCAUUAAUACAGAAUUGAAUUCCUAAUCUAAGAAGGUUGGGAAUAUGAGUCAAAUAUUUAAUCUGGUUUGCAGGUAAUGACAAUUUCUGGGUUGUUUAACCUAGGAAUUUUUGGGCCUGAGUGGUAGCUCUGGGUAAACUCUGGGUUCUUUAACUCCUUAACAACCCAGAGUUCUGACUUGAAAGUGGAACUGACAAACAUGCAGGAACAAGGGCGCUGACUCAUUGCCACUCAACCCCGACAAUUCCUAGGCUAAACAACCCAGGAUUUGUUCUUAUAUGCAAACUGGGUCUUAAAGUAGUUUUAAACAUCCUGACCAAUCCCACAAUCCCUUUUGUAGAAAUUGAAAUUGAAGGAGGAACAGGGAGAGAGAGACAGAGAGAGAGGGGGAGAGAGAGAAAUGUGUAAAAAAAUCCAUAUGUUAGAAUUUUGCAUAGAUGUUCCAGCAGCUAUGUGUCGGUGGUUUUUCAAUUCCUACAAAAUAAUUUCUCAUUGCUUAGUGUAUAUUCCAGAUCCAGAACCAAAGUGAGAUUCGGAUGUCCAAAUUAUUCAGACAUCCUAAAGGCUAGAUAGAUGAUGAGGCUGGGAGUCCGGCUGGGCCAAGUGCCCCCCGCCUGCUCGCUUACGUCUGCUGAGUUACAUGAACUCCCUGCACCUUACAUGUACCCAUCAUGAGCACCUCUAACAUUGCAUACAUGGCUGCUUUAGGGCCACCAUGUCUGGAGGAUUUUACGCAAACAUACAAGUUGCCCUGUUUAAAAAUGCACAGAUGGUCCAGGUAAGGAUCAAGGGGUUUCUCACAACUUAGCAGGCCCGUCGCUAGGGAGAUGUGAGCGAGUGGUAGUUCAGAUCAGGUUGAAGUGUUCAGAAAUGCUUCUGGGCCAAUCUGACCUGCUUCAGGCUGGUUUGGCCUGCAUCCCUACCCACUCCGGAUCCAGACCAAUUUGGUCCGGAUUGCCUCACUUUGGCUUGGAAUUUGGAUCCAAAGGUGAUGCGAUGCACAGCCUUACUUAACACCACCUUUUAUAAACAAAAUAAUAAUAAUAAUUCGCCUAUUUCUUGUAAAUGUAAAGACAAAUUUUUCAUUUGUGGUGGAAAUUUUCCUUUGCUCAAAAUUUUGGAGAAGAACAAGACUUAUUAUAGGAAGCCUUAUUUUAGCUUAUGAAAUAUGCACAUUUUUUUGCAAGCAAUGUUCCUAAUAUCCUGACAUCUUUGAAUGUUAUUUUUCCUAACAUUUUUUUUAUAGAUUUUAUAAAUUAGAGAACUGUAUUGCAAAAUUCAGAGUAGUGUGAAUUUCAAUGGUUAACUGAAUUUCAGCUUGCAUAGUGGUUCAAAAAUUAGGUAAGUUUACUUUGCAAUGUAAAGCGAAUGAAUUUCUUCCCCCAUCUCAGUGUCUUAUAUGUUUGCUGCUGCUAGGAUACUGUAUGCAAAGAACUGGCGAUCUACCCCUGCUUUAAAGAAAAGUAGAAAGCUUUUAUGGAUUAUUGUUAAAAGGAUUGAAUGUGUCCUAAUGUGAAGUAUUAUUUUCUUUACAUUCUUAUUGAAACUUUAAAUUAACAAAAUAUGAUAUAAU